GAGCAGCUGCCGGAGCUGAACGUCCACUUCCGCUCCCAGAGCUUCCUCACCUCCAUGUACGCCUCCUCCUGGUUCCUCACCCUCUUCCUCACCACCUUCCCCCUCCCCGUGGCCACCCGCGUCUUCGACAUCUUCAUGUACGAGGGGCUGGAGAUCGUCUUCCGCGUGGGGAUGGCGCUGCUGCAGUUCAACCAGGCCGAGCUGGUCCAGCUGGACAUGGAGGGCAUGUCCCAGUAUUUCCAGAAGGUGAUUCCCCACCAGUUCGACAGUUGCCCCGACAAACUCAUCCUCAGGGCCUUCCAGGUCAAGUACAACCCCAAGAAGAUGAAGAGGCUGGAGAAGGAAUACGCCGCCCUCAAGAACAAGGAGAUGGAGGAGCAGAUCGAGAUCAAGGUGGGACAGGUCAAGAGUUGA
This is a messenger RNA of Calidris pugnax (ruff), 414 nucleotides long. Its product is annotated as EVI5-like protein. The transcript has 4 exons. The annotation marks the transcript as partial. NCBI's taxonomy places the organism in Eukaryota, Metazoa, Chordata, Aves, Charadriiformes, Scolopacidae. The record is from RefSeq and is a predicted model, not a curated record.